Messenger RNA from Zingiber officinale, 552 nucleotides. Its product is annotated as pectinesterase inhibitor 8-like. Bases 1 to 552 code for a protein of 183 amino acids. Gene Ontology annotation, molecular function: enzyme inhibitor activity. The transcript has a single exon. NCBI's taxonomy places the organism in Eukaryota, Viridiplantae, Streptophyta, Magnoliopsida, Zingiberales, Zingiberaceae. The record is from RefSeq and is a predicted model, not a curated record.
AUGGAACGACAAACGCAAGGCCUCUCCUUCUCCAUGGCUCUCCUGCUGUUCCACGCCCAAAUGACCUUACCCCUCGUCGAAGCUUAUGUGGAACAAACUUGCAGCGAAGCCGCCAAGAGCGAUCCUAGAGUCAACUACAAGUACUGCGUCGACACCCUCUACCGCCACCGCGGAAGCACCGAAGCCGACACGUGGAGGCUGGCGCAGAUCGCCUCGGACCUGGCCGUCAACACCAGCGAAGUCGGCAAGCUCCUUAUCGACGACAUGGCGAAGAAGGAGGUCAGGGAUCAGGACAUGAGGGGACUCCUCAACGGGUGCUCCAAGUUGUAUGACGACAUGGGCACGGCGGCGGCCAGGGCCGAGGAUAACAUCAGGGCGAGGAACUAUGGCGCCGCGAAGCAGUUGCUGAACCAGGACAUCGCCAUGGCUCGGCAGUGCCAGGCAUCCUUCGGCAGAGCGGGAAAAGGUGCUCCGGGGAUCGUGACUCAGAUCGAUACCGAGGCUGUCAACUUGGGAAUUCUAGCUUAUGCAAUCACAAACUUGUUAAAGUAA